This is a messenger RNA of Ichthyophthirius multifiliis, 1062 nucleotides long. RefSeq lists its product as hypothetical. NCBI's taxonomy places the organism in Eukaryota, Ciliophora, Oligohymenophorea, Hymenostomatida. Gene Ontology annotation, biological process: negative regulation of translation; mRNA catabolic process. Gene Ontology annotation, cellular component: P-body; CCR4-NOT complex; CCR4-NOT core complex. The transcript is spliced from 5 exons. The record is from RefSeq and is a predicted model, not a curated record.
AUGGCUGCAUAUUAUUAGCAAGUUCCACCUUAACAUUUAAUAGAAAAUAAUUCUCUAACUGGAUAUUCAGACUAAGAGCAAUAAAGUGAACUAGAUAUUGUUGUAAAGCAUAUUGUAAACUUGAGAGACCCUGAAAAAAAAGAAGAAGCAUUAUCAGAACUUUCUAAAAAAAGAGAAUCGUUUUAAAAUUUAGCACCAUUAUUAUGGCAUUCAACAGGUACAAUAGCUUUAUUAAUCGAAGAUAUAGUAUAAGUAUACUAAAAUCUUGUGUAAAAUAAUUUAACAACCUAAAUAUCAAGUAGUGUAUGUUCUGUUUUGGGCCUUUUAUAAUGUUUAGCUUUACAUUAAGAGACUAAGCCUCAUUUUAUAAAAGCACAUAUCCCUCUUUUUUUAUACCCUUUUUUAAAUACAAAUGUAAAAACAAAGCCUUUUGAGAAUCUCCGUGUAACAUCCCUUGGAGUAAUAGGUGCUUUAGUAAAAGGAGACGAUACAGAGGCAAUAACAUUUUUAAUGUAAACUGAGAUUAUUCCUCUCUGCUUAAGAAUUAUGAAGCGAGGCUAAGAAUUAUCUAGAACUGUUGCUACGUUUAUUAUUUAGAAAAUACUUGUUGAUGAUAAUGGUUUAAAUUAUAUUUGCUAAACUGCUGAAAGAUUUUUUGCUGUUUCUACUGUUUUAUAAAGUAUGAUUGAAGAUCUUAUUUAAAAUGAAAAAGAUGAUUAGAGACUUCUAAGACAUAUUAUUAGAUGUUAUUAGAGACUUUCAGAUAAUCCAAGAGCUAAUGAAGCUUUGAAGAAAAUUCUUCCAAAUAAUUUUAAAGAUCCGAAUUGGAAAUUAAUAAAAGAUGAGACAGUAAAGAAAUGGCAUAUUAAUUUAUUAUAAAAUUUAGGCUUUUAUAAUGAAGAAAUGGGUUUUUCUUCUUCUUUUUUUGCAUCUGUUGUUUGCUUUGAACUUGUUUUUUAAGAAGUCUUUUAUUGGGAUGAUUUUUAUGCUAAAUUUCCAGCCACAGGUUUUGUUGCAGGUUUUUAAAUGGAAUUUCCUACUGGUUUUUAUGUGGGUUUUUGA